Messenger RNA from Chaetomium strumarium, 531 nucleotides. RefSeq lists its product as uncharacterized. The annotation marks the transcript as partial. The record is from RefSeq and is a predicted model, not a curated record. The transcript has 2 exons. Lineage: Eukaryota; Fungi; Ascomycota; Sordariomycetes; Sordariales; Chaetomiaceae.
CCACCGCCCGACCCUCCGUCCCAAUGGAAGUGGAAAUGCCACGAGUGCGGCAGGAAAUACUUACUCGCCUGCACACGGCGCUGCUUCAACUGCGGCCACAAGUACUGUCUCCCCAAGAGCAGGAACCGCCGUUUUCGUCGCAAAAAGAGGCCCGACUGGGACUGGGACGAGGUCUGCACCCCCAAGUUCGACUACCCGGGCUGGGCGGCCUGGGGCUCAUACCGCCGCACACGACCAUACGAUGAAAAGGAGGAGGGGGAGGCCAGGGACUACAUCUUCGCGACGUGGGAACUGAGGCCGGAGAAGAAGAGGGGCAGGGCGCCAGGCCUUGACUCGUGGCGGCUACGGCCGAGGGCCGAGCGUGACGAGGUCGCCCGCCGCAAGGAGGACAUGUAUGUCCUACAGAAGCUCAGUUGCUUCGUCCACUGCGACUUCCCAUCCGAGUGCCGCUACGCACGCGAAACAUCUCUUGAGAGAUGGUUGAAAGAUGCCAAGGAUCUAGCUGCUCAGAAGAGAAAAGGAAACGGCUAG